UGACACCUUUGAAAUAAGGUUAAAACUCUUUAAACUGUAUUCGUGCAUGUACGUUCUUAAUCAAACAGUGAAACAUGGAGAAGGAAUCAUCUUUAGAUAGAAUUACCUUAGCGCUGUCAAAAUUAAAAACAGAGUUGAUGGAAAUGAGAAGUCAGGAUGUGAAGCUGAUGAAACAAUUAAUUACAAUCAACACGACCAUUGGAUCCAUGGCAAACGCCAGACACAGAAACCCUGUUCUUAGAAGUGCCAGCUUUGGUUCCCUGAAGCGUAGGAGUAUGGAGAGAAUCACCAACAAGAAUAGACCUGGAGAGGUAAUGUGCAGCCUAAGAAACCCCCUUGUCCGACAUAGAAGUGCCCCAAUCAUGGUUGAAGACAGAAAGGAUGAACAGAAUUCAGAUAUGGGGAGUUUAGAAGAUGUUGGAGCUAGUAGAUCGUCUGAUUCUGAGAAUGAUCUUGCAUCUCUGUGUAGUUCCGCAUCAUCACUCGUGUCAUCCAAUCAGCCAUCACCCCCACCGUAUCUGCGACCACUUCCUGAAGAGGAGGACACGGACGAGAAAAUGUAUUACGGAAUCUUAAUGAAAAACAUUAAACUCUGGAAAUACUCACAGGAGUCUAUUAAUAGCUCUGAAAGUGACAGCUCCUUUGACAGCUAGAAGAUGUUUGACUUCAUUAGCAAUUUUAAUUAAUGUGGUUUUGUGUGGCGGAAGUGAUUCAUGUGCAAUAUUGACAAGAGUAGACAAUAACACAACACUUCAUCUUACUUUCUCCAACGUCUAUGAUUAAAAUAGGAUUCGAACCAUAGAACAACAGCUAAAAUAAAGAUAUACAGAUCCUAGUUCUUGGAAACAUUAAUCAGCAGAAUGGAAUAAAGAAACAUCAUGAAGAAACAUUAAUGAAGAGGAGAAUGCAUGUGUUUAAAAAGAACACCAAACGUUUUCCUAAUACUCUUCCUUCAAACUAUGUGCAAUACUGUGAUGAAAAGCAGAAUUUUUUUAUGCCUAUAUAUGUGUGUUAAUUACGCAAAUAAAAUUA
Molecule: messenger RNA, 1032 nt
Organism: Saccostrea echinata
Lineage: Eukaryota; Metazoa; Mollusca; Bivalvia; Ostreida; Ostreidae
Exons: 4
Coding region: 75-653 (192 amino acids)
Source: RefSeq, a predicted model, not a curated record